AGCUGAACUCUCGGACGCGACAGUACGUUGUUUGAACGCUUGCUCACAACAAGUAGAUAAGUGAAUAGAAAAUCUACCACACGCGCGCGGAUUACGCACCAACGCAUCGAAUAUCUGCGCACGCAACGAAAACUCCUUCGUUUGAUGGUGUCCUUCUGGGGAUUGAAAAGCAAUAAUUUUUCAACGAUCAUCAUCCGAUGACAGCUAAAUGCCGAAAAAAGUGAAUCAUGGUUAACGAACGGUGCCGUUCUGCUUCUGAAUAAGUGGCUAUGAUCCUCACAAUGAUUGAUGAUGCCGAAAAGCGACGUCGAAGGGAAUUAAAUGAUCUAACCGAAGAAUUCCCGAGAAGAAAAUGUUUUGAGUUUUGAGCUAGUGGCUUGCCAUCUGGGGUUUCGUGUGUCCCUCAGGAUUAGUGAAAUAUGUGCUGCGAGAUUUUGUUUGUUAUGCGUCCGUCAUUCGCUGUUGUUGUGCAAAAGGUCUAAUUAUAUUUUAAUUAAUUAAUUGCGCUACAUUUUAAUAGCCGAUAGAAGGGAUCAGAAAAUUUACACUGGCGACAAAUUUCAGUGCUCGAUUUCAACCGGUUGCAAACAAGUGGAUCCAACGAAGCAUUCAGAAAUUGCGACGACCGAGAACGCAGCACAAGUUGCAGCCAGAAGAACCACAUGAAUAUGGGCGAGUGCGCCCAAACCACCAGAUCUGUUGCGGCAUUAGAGGCAAUUUUGCACGAAAACACGCGGUAACUGUUCUACGAUUUUGCGUACUGAAAAUGGUUUCGAAGGAUGUUCAAGAUAGGCUUGGUGAAGUGAGGGUAAUGUUUCGUGCUUAUUGAAAAGGGCAAUUUUCCGCUCUUGUGCCAGUAAAAGCCGUCACUAAAAAUGUUAUAGAAAUCUUAUCGAGAGUUCAUCCUGGUUUAGUGCAAAUAUGUACCAACAUUUUUUGCCAACGGUUAAAGUGCAAUUAAAAUACAUACAAUAAUCAUGGUGAAGAAUGCCUUGAAUUUCGUUUAAUAAAAAAGUGGAAAUGUGUAUGUGCCGUAUAGAUGAAUAGAUAAAACAACAAAGGAUGUAUCGUAACAACAGCAUUUGGAGGCGAUUUCCAAGACCCUGUCAUGCUUGCAGGAUACUCUUUUUACUGUUUAUAGUAAUUAUUGACCUGGCCGAUGGCAUGUACUACUCAAACCAUCAACGGAUAGAAGAACAUUCAAAGCCCAACCCACAACCGCCAGAUCCUUACAUAAAAACCUCAAUGUCAAAAAACGCCACGGUUCGUCGGGGAGAUCCGGCCUUUCUAACCUGUGUCGUGGAAAAUCUUGGCAAGUACACUGUAUCGUGGAUAUCCCAAAAGGAUUUGCGGAUCCUCACAAUUGAUCGGAUCACGUACACCGCAGACGAAAGAUUUCAGUCCCUACAUAAUGCGGACACGAACGAGUGGAUUCUGCACAUCAAAUGGACCGAACGGAAAGAUACCGGUAUCUAUGAGUGUCAGAUCUCCACGAUGCCAGUUAGGAGUUUGGCCCUCUAUCUGAUCGUGCUAAAUGAUUCCGAACUCGUACGAAGACAAGAUGAUAUUCUAUACGAUCUGCCAGUGCCGACCAGUCUACCGGAGGCAAAACGAAGUGGCUCUGGUGGCACUAAUUCUAGUAGCGUGGAUAUCUACAACCGGAUGUACGCGGAUAGAGAUUACUUAUACUUAACUUCAACGACACAGAUCGUGGAGGGAACUAUGGUGUAUGCUUACAAGGGAGAAAAUCUUAACCUUACUUGUAUCAUAAAUCACAAUUAUGAUCGUCGGCCCAAUCACGUGAUAUGGUAUCACCAGAAUGAUAUUGUGGCAUACGAAUCCUUACGUAAGCGAGACAAAUCUCCCUUGAAUAGUAUCACGUCACACCACGUGAUACGGAACGUGGACUUUGACGACUCUGGCAAUUAUACGUGCGCUCCAGAGCUGUAUGGAGCAGCCAGUACCAUCGUGCAAAUCUUAGAUGGUGACGAAACACAAGAUGUGAUAGCCAGUAAUAAGGCAGGAGCUGGGAAUGAAUUUCACUCGAGGGAAACUUUAUUAGUAGCUCUUGUAGCCGGCAUCCUGAGUCAAUGCAUAUUUUACUGUCAUCCGGACAAAGAGAGAUGAUGUUACUUAAUAAAAUAAUUCAAUACUAAGGCUGUAAAUAAUUCAACGCAAUGCAUGGGUAAACAGGA
Molecule: messenger RNA, 2195 nt
Organism: Aedes aegypti (yellow fever mosquito)
Lineage: Eukaryota; Metazoa; Arthropoda; Insecta; Diptera; Culicidae
Exons: 6
Coding region: 1063-2127 (354 amino acids)
Biological process (GO): synapse organization
Cellular component (GO): neuron projection membrane
Source: RefSeq, a predicted model, not a curated record